Messenger RNA from Erigeron canadensis, 497 nucleotides. RefSeq names its product eukaryotic translation initiation factor 5A-1-like. Bases 1 to 261 code for a protein of 86 amino acids. Gene Ontology annotation, molecular function: translation elongation factor activity; ribosome binding; RNA binding. The transcript has 4 exons. The record is from RefSeq and is a predicted model, not a curated record. NCBI's taxonomy places the organism in Eukaryota, Viridiplantae, Streptophyta, Magnoliopsida, Asterales, Asteraceae. Gene Ontology annotation, biological process: positive regulation of translational termination; positive regulation of translational elongation.
AUGCACGAUCGAUGUUAUUUUUGUUUUGUAGGUUCCUCAUGUCAAAUUACCGAGUACCAGGUGACUGGAAUUCGUGAAGAUGGAUCUUUAGCUUUGGUAAAUGAGUAUGGAGAGGCUAGGGCUGACUUGAAGCUACCAACUGAUGGUCUUGUUAGACUGAUCAAACAUGCAUUUUCAAUGAAUAAUCGUCUGGCUGUGAAUGUGAUAUCUGCCAUGGGAGAGGAGCGGAUAUGUGGUGCCAGGUAUUAUCGCAUAAUAUAGGUUCUUGAUAUUAUCUCAAAGCAGGUUGAGGUCGAGGUGGUGGUAAAGGGAUGAUUCGAAGAUGCGACACCAAAUGUCGUCAUAAAUUUAUAGAGUAAUCUGUAAUCUUAUAUCUUGUUGUUUCAGUUGGUUACUUGUUUAUUAAUUAUGAAAUGUGGUCAGCAAUUGCUACAAUUGGUUAUCAGUGUAAAGCCGCUUGCUAAAAUCAGUAAGAGAUUGUAGGUUCUUAUUUUUAA